This is a messenger RNA of Lontra canadensis (Northern American river otter), 1142 nucleotides long. It is a transcript of the gene ELOVL2, whose product is annotated as ELOVL fatty acid elongase 2. Lineage: Eukaryota; Metazoa; Chordata; Mammalia; Carnivora; Mustelidae. Bases 90 to 980 code for a protein of 296 amino acids. Gene Ontology annotation, molecular function: fatty acid elongase activity. Gene Ontology annotation, biological process: sphingolipid biosynthetic process; fatty acid elongation, polyunsaturated fatty acid; fatty acid elongation, monounsaturated fatty acid. The transcript has 8 exons. The record is from RefSeq and is a predicted model, not a curated record. Gene Ontology annotation, cellular component: endoplasmic reticulum; endoplasmic reticulum membrane.
AGCGGCGCGGCGGGAGCGCGGGGCAGAGGGACGCGGGCUACCCUGGACAGCGCAUCUUCGCCCGCCGGGUCGCCGCGCCUCAGCGGAUCAUGGAGCAUCUAAAGGCCUUUGAUGAUGAAAUCAAUGCUUUUUUGGACAAUAUGUUUGGACCUCGAGAUUCCCGAGUCCGAGGAUGGUUCAUGUUGGACUCUUACCUUCCCACCUUUUUUCUUACUGUCCUGUAUCUGCUUUCCAUAUGGCUGGGUAACAAAUACAUGAAGACCAGACCUGCUCUUUCCCUCAAGGGUAUCCUCACCUUGUACAAUCUGGGAAUCACACUUCUCUCCGUAUACAUGCUGGCAGAGCUUAUUCUCUCCAGUUGGGAAGGAGGCUACAACUUACAGUGUCAAGAUCUUGCCAGUGCCGGGGAAGCUGAUGUCCGGGUAGCCAAGGUGUUAUGGUGGUACUACUUCUCCAAAUCAGUAGAGUUCCUGGACACAAUUUUCUUUGUUUUGCGGAAAAAAACCAGCCAGAUUACUUUUCUUCACGUAUACCAUCAUGCCUCCAUGUUUAACAUCUGGUGGUGUGUUUUGAACUGGAUACCUUGUGGGCAAAGCUUCUUCGGACCCACCCUGAACAGUUUCAUCCACAUCCUCAUGUACUCCUACUACGGCCUUUCCGUGUUCCCGUCCAUGCACAGGUAUCUCUGGUGGAAGAAAUACCUCACACAGGCUCAGCUGGUGCAGUUCGUGCUCACCAUCACGCACACCAUGAGCGCAGUGGUGAAGCCCUGCGGCUUCCCUCUGGGCUGUCUCAUCUUCCAGUCUUCCUACAUGCUGACGUUAGUCAUCCUCUUCUUAAAUUUUUACGUGCAGACAUACCGGAAAAAGCCAGUGAAGAAAAUUAUGGAAGAGUCACCUGCUGGGAAAGAAGUGAAGAAUGGUUUUUCCAAAGCCUACUUCACCGCCACUAAUGGGGUCAUCAACAAGAAAGCACAGUAAACGUCAAGUGACAGACAAAGCAUAUAUAAUAGCCUAACAGAUUCGCUUGUUUUAAAGCAAAGACUGAAUUGAAAGUUAUAUAUGUUUUAGCAUAAACUAAUUUCUUUUGAGUUUAUAAAUCAUUUGUACCUGGAAUGUAUUAAUAUAUUGCUAUUAGGUUAA